This is a messenger RNA of Xyrichtys novacula (pearly razorfish), 2734 nucleotides long. The record is from the annotation of a GenBank genome assembly. Lineage: Eukaryota; Metazoa; Chordata; Actinopteri; Labriformes; Labridae.
AUGAGAGUUUCCUGCAUCGAACUCGUCCAAACUAAAGACCCCACCAUGAUAGCAGCUCAAAUGUGUGUCACGUUUGUUCUCCUGUCCUUGACUUUAGCGGAGGAAGUGAAAUUAAAGUAUAAACCGGCGAGAAAACCUGUCCGCCUGUUCACAGACGAGGAACUGAGGAGAUACGACGGUAGUGAGGUAAACAUGAGGACUUAAUGUCAGCUCAGGGUGUGUGUUUGUUUGUGUGUGUGUGUUUGUCUAUUUCCAUCCACAGAUGAUUUGAUAACAGUUUAAUCUCCAUUUAACUUCCUUGUGUUAAAGGAGGAACUACCCAUCUACAUGGCAGUAAAAGGAGUGGUAUUUGAUGUCUCCAAGGGCAAAGGUGAGUCAAACCCAACCUCUGAAAUUAGCCUUCAAUAUACAAGAUUUGCAAACAAAGUAGCAUAAAAGUAAAAUUAACACUCUAUGGGAAGCUUUCCAGUCCAUCUCUAGAACUAGACUGGAUUUAAACUGACUCCUUAUCUCAUAAAUCACAGAGUUUUAUGGCAAAGAUGCUCCAUACAACGCCCUGGUUGGUAGGGACUCAACCCGAGCUGUUGCCAAGAUGUCCCUGGACCCUGCUGACCUGACAUCAGAUAUUGUAAGUCUGCUGUGUUAUCAACAUUCACAGUCAUGCUUUUUGCACACACACCCACCCACCAGUUAAGACCGCAAAUGUAUUUGUCAUGGUGAAGUCCCGUGAGAGGAGAGCGUACUCACAUCUGAUACCUGAGUCUCUGACAAAACAGCCUUACAUUUAAAAGCUUCAUAAUAAGACUGAAACCAAACAGAUACGUCUGAAUGCUGUGUGACAAACUGAUGCUGGAACAAGAUCAGUCAUGCAAGUCUGGAAACACAGUGAGGAAGACUGGUAUAUUGACGCCCCUUGUUAAUGCAUUUUCAUGCUUAUUAGGUCAGAAUGUCCCAAAAAAGUUCAUUUUUCCCCUCAUACUCGAAUUAAAAAAGUGAAAGUCCCAUAUAUACUAAUCAAGGUCCCUGAGUCUGGAGUAAAAUCGGAGAGGCCCUGACAACUGCCUACAAAUUCAAAUUCCAAUUCAACUUAAUUUUUAUGGUACUUUUCAGACAAAAAAUGCAGUUCAAAGUGAACAAACAACGAUUAACAACAGUAAAACCCAACCCUUCCACCCAUGGACCCACACACACACACCCACCCUCACUCACUCACACAUACACACAGUGUAAGAAUUUAAGAUAUAUUGUUAAAGAGACAUGGUCUGACACUGAGACAUUACGUGAGGAAAGAGCGACCUUUAGGAAACACUGGAGAUAAAAGAUAAAAAAUAAAAUAAAAUAGAAAUGGUAAAAAGUAAAACCCGAUGGACUAAAACAAGAAAAUAAUAUUAAAUGAACAGAUAAGUAAAAGCUCUUUACCGUGUAAAAGGGGUAACAGAAAUAAAAACUUCUAAGACGGGAAUUAAGAAAAAGACUAAAAACAGAGAUAGUUAAUAAAAUGACAUAAAAUAAACAUUAAGAACUUUGAUUAAAAUGAACAUUUGCAAUAAGAGUAUUAUAAAAAGACAAUUAGUGAAAAGGUUAAAAAGGUAAGACUUGAGCCUCUUCUUAAAAACAUGUGGCUCAAGCACCAAAACUACCAGAAACUGGUUUACUGUCCAUGGGAUUAAUGUGCCUGAUUGGUCAGCCAACUCCAGCACCAGCAGUACCACAGACUGGUUGACUACAUUCAUUUUAUAAAUCCUCUUUUUUGGACUGGUGUUUUGUGAUAUUCUUAUGUUUUAAGAUAGUGGACGUUUUAUUUUUGUGACCUUUAAGCCAAAAUCAUCAAGAUUCAAACAAAAAAUGUCUUGAAAUGUUUUCACUUUGUUUGUGAUGAACCUAGAAUAAAUGGAAGCUUUACUUUUACAAUUCAAUUACAGGAAAAAACAGCUUUUUUGGAAUUCUUUUGAGCUUUACCUGUUUAUCAUUGAGGAAAUUAACCUUUCUCAGUGCUGGUUUGAUUGAAUUUGACCAGCAGAGGGAGGUGUUGUAAAGUCUUGGAAAUCAGUCACAGACAGUUACUCUCUAACUAAACAACUAUCACCACUAUAAGCUGAGCUUCACCUCUGUCUGGAGAUCUGGUAGGAUGCCAAUUACAGAUGGUACUAUAAGGAGCUACACGUCUGCAUAAAAUCUACAUGUUGCUGAACACAAUAUUAGUCUUAAAGCAGGAACACAGUCUAAAAUACUCUAUAAACCAGUGUGACUUAUGAGGUGGUGAUUUACAAUCUGUAGAAAAUAGAGAAGUGAGCUACAGAGAACAAACCCUUUUUUUUCUCUCAGGCUGUAAACAUGUUCAAUUCUCCUGUAAAGAUGGAUAUUUUCAAUAAAGACCUAAAUGAGAAUUGUCUCAUAUUUCAAAUCCAGAAACUGCAGUUUAUGACUUUUUCAUGCAGGCAUAUUUGUUACUAAACCUUAGAAAUGAAGGUUUUAUGUUUUACUUACUUCCCCGCUUAUUUGUAAGCUUUGUCUCAAUACCUCAACUCCUCAUUUAUUUCCAUGUUUCCAUCCACAGACGGGACUCACUAAGGAGGAGCUGGACUCUCUGGAAACUGUUUUCAAAGACACGUACAAAAAGAAAUACCCCAUCGUGGGUUACACAGCAUCUCGCAUCCUCUCGGCAGACGGAAGUCCGAAUCAAGACUUCAAACCAGAAGACCAGCCUCACUUUCAAAUCAAGGAUGAGUUUUAA